Messenger RNA from Zygotorulaspora mrakii, 711 nucleotides. RefSeq names its product bifunctional 4-hydroxy-4-methyl-2-oxoglutarate aldolase/oxaloacetate decarboxylase. Lineage: Eukaryota; Fungi; Ascomycota; Saccharomycetes; Saccharomycetales; Saccharomycetaceae. The record is from RefSeq and is a predicted model, not a curated record. Bases 1 to 711 code for a protein of 236 amino acids. The transcript has a single exon.
AUGGGAGUUGUUUGUGAGGAGUUAUCCAAGUACUCCACAUGUGAUAUAUCUGAUGGACUACUCAACUUCUGUAAUAUUGAGGAUGGAGGGUUUUUUCCGAACCUCACACGUUGGUCCGGCAACGACUCAAAGGAGACUGUUGCUGGAAAGGCUUAUACAGUUCUUUUUGCGCCUAUAGACGACCCUAGGGAAGCUGUGAAUUAUAUUGACUCUGUUCCGGAAGGAUCUUUUUUAGUUAUUUCUUUGACGAAAGAUCUGCAAUCACAUCAUGCUCCUUAUGUGAGAAUAACGCAAGCCGUUUAUGGCGGGUUGAUGUCUACAAGAGCGCAGUAUUUGAAAUCGGAAGCUUCCGCAGUUUUUGGUCGCAUCAGAGAUCUCCAAGAACAUCAACAGCUGAAACACUCUGUCUUCAGCUACGGUUUGAGUAGUUGUGGACCUAAUAAGGUUGUUAAACCAGUUGCGGUAAAUGUUAGUCUGACAAUAUUGAUCAAUGAUGGCUCUGAGAAGGUGAUAUAUCCAGGCGAUCACAUAAUUGGUGAUGUUCAUGGAAUAGUCAGAAUUCCAUCAGCUAAGGUUGAUCUAGAGAAACUUUUAGAUUACGUGAAGGUGUCUGUCAAGGCAGAUGAACUUGUUGCUCAGGACAUCACUUUCGGUGUACCGGCUAAACAGGCACAAAAGGAUCGUAGAGUGAUUUUAAAGUCGUUUCGCUAA